AUGGACAACGGCAGUUCGGCCUCGCCCGCGGCAUCCCGUCAGCUUUCAGCGUCAGGAUCGGCUUCCGCGCCGACGUCGGCCCUGGUCCCGACCAUCACCUCGCCCUUCAACUUCCCUACCAGUGGCCAAGGCAAAGGCAAAGGCAAAGGCGACUCUGCCGCUCCGCCAAUCUACGACGACGCCGCCGCCGCCGCCGCCGCCGCCGCUGCCAGCAGCAGCAGCUCUGCAUCUGCCCGGCCCAUUGCCUUUCCGCAGAUCAAGCCGGACAAGGACUCGCCGUUUCUCCCGGCCUAUGCCCCUGUCCUUCUCAGCUACGGCAUCACCAAGGAGACGUGGCGGUCUUUCCUGGCCACCAUCUCGGCCUUCCUGACGGCGACGGUAUCCGACCGUGCCCUGUCGCACGCCACCGACAUGGCCGCCCACAUCGGCCAAGCGCCCAAGAACCUGGGCAAAAACGUCGCCGCCCACGCAAAGUCCAUCGGCAGGAACGUGUCCGACAACGCCAAGCGCGGCAACAUUGUCGGCGCGGCCGUGGGCCUCAUCGGGGGGACCAUCUCGCUGCCCAUUUCCACGGCCCUGGGCAUCGUCGGGGCCACGCUGUCGCUGCCGGGCCAGGCCAUUGGCGCCGUGACCAAGAAGCCGCGGACGCCGCAGGAGAGGGCGGCGACGUACGCGGCCGUGGCCAACGACGAGUGGCUGCACAUGCGCGGCCUGCACGCGCACCUGUUUGACUCCGCCGGGCUGGCGCAUCACCUGGGCCUGCCGCUGGAUAGCAUGCUGAGCAUGGCGUGGGAGACCAAGGAGAGCGAUGCGGCGAGCCAGAUGAGGGCGCUGGAGCCUCACGUAGCUGGGCUCGAGGUCGAUGAGGGGACGAUGCUGCAGUUGAAGACGCAGACGCUUUGGUUGGUGUUGAUGCCCGGGAAGACGCCUACCGCGAGUUGA
Messenger RNA from Trichoderma citrinoviride, 942 nucleotides. RefSeq lists its product as hypothetical. The transcript has 2 exons. The record is from RefSeq and is a predicted model, not a curated record. The coding region runs from base 1 to 942 and encodes 313 amino acids. NCBI's taxonomy places the organism in Eukaryota, Fungi, Ascomycota, Sordariomycetes, Hypocreales, Hypocreaceae.